Molecule: messenger RNA, 2283 nt
Organism: Paramecium sonneborni
Lineage: Eukaryota; Ciliophora; Oligohymenophorea; Peniculida; Parameciidae
Source: the annotation of a GenBank genome assembly
AUGUAGUAAUAAGGAUAAUAAAUGGAAGGUGAACAAUAGUAAAGUAUUUGUGAAGACUAUUAUAUUAUUAAAACACUUGGUGUAGGAAAAUAUGGCAAGUAGGAACUUUAAAAUUAUAGAAUAGGGUUAAAUUGGGGCAGAAAGCAUAAAACCUUGCUGCUUUGAAAUUUUUCAAGUUUGAGAAUGAAUAAUAAUAAUAAAAUCAAAUACAAUAACUACUAAGAGAGACCUAAAUAUUAUAAAAGCUUAAUCAUCCAAACAUUAUCAAAUUAAUAAAGUAUAGUGAGUAACUUAAAUAUACUGUAUAAUUAUUGUCUAAAUUAGCAAAAAAAUGGUACAAUUACUUAUAAAAUGGGUUUGAUCUUAGAAUAUGGAAGUAAUGGCGAUAUGUUUUAAUAUUUGAAGCAUUUUUAAAAAUUUGAUGAACAAAUUGCAAGAUUUUAUUUUUGUUAGAUGAUUAAAGUUUUAAUUGAUAUGAAAAAUCUAAAUAUUUGUCAUCGAGAUCUAAAACUUGAAAAUAUUUAUUUUGACAAUGAAUAUAAUUUAAAAAUAGCUGGAUUUGGAUUUGCUACAGAGUAUUAAGGUUUAAUAAAUAACUUUUAUGGUGGAACAUUACGUAAUUUUAAAUCAUAAAUUUUAAGCUUAUAUGGCACCAGAACUUUUAGAAAGGAGAGAAUAUGAUGGAUCAAAAGUUGAUGUUUUUGCUCUUGGGCAAAUUUUAUUUUUAAUGAUGACUGGAUAUUUUGCAUUUUAAAAAUCGAAUCAUUUAAGUUAUAAAUUAAUUAAAGAGAAAAAUCAUUAAUAAUUUUGGUAAAAAAUGUAAAAUUAACUUAAUAGAGAAUUACCAGAUAAUUUUAAGUAUAUUUUAUGAUUUAAAAAUUUUUUUAGAGAUCUUAUUAAUAAAAUGUUUGAAUAUGAUUUUAAUCAAAGAAUAAGUUGUGAAGAAUGCUUAGAACAUCCAUUUUUAUAGGGUCCUAUAGCUAAUUUACAUGAAAUAUAAUAAUAAUUCAGAGCUGUCGAAGAUAGAAUAAAUUAAGAAAGAGACAUACAAAUUUAUAGGCAACGAGAAGAAAUUAAAAGGCAACGAGAAGAAAUUUAAAGACGACAAUAAAUUGAAAGGGAAAUGCAAGAAUAAAUGGGAAAUGAUAGUAGUACAUUUAAAUGAUAAUUUCAAAUAAUAUAUUAUAAUAAAGGAUAUAAUUUAUUUUAUAAAGUACACAUAAUAUAUUACUUAAUAAAUUUUAUGAAUGAUAUUAUUUAUAUAAAUUUUAUGAAUGAUAUUAUUUAUAUAAAUUUUAAUAUAAUAAUAAGAAUGGGGGAACUAAUAGUAACAAUUACUACAUGGGAUAAACCAAAUUAUGAAUUAUUUGAUGGAGAAUCACAAAAUUAUAGAAUAUAGGAAUAUUUGAUAGAUGAACCAGGAAUGUUUUGCAGAAAUGGAGAGAAUGAAACAUUUUUCGAUUAGAAUAUGAGUAGAAAGGAUGGAGUAAGGAUUCUAUUCAAUCUCAGAAUUGACGAUGGUAGUAUUUGGCGAGUGCAUUGUAGGACAAUUUGUUAUUGGAGAUAAAGAUUAAAUUGAAGAUUUAUGGAUUUAAUCAAAGAAUGAGUAACAAAUAAGACAAAAUGAUGUGAUAAAACUAGGAAAGAAAGUCUUAAAAGUACUUAACAUUAGUAAUGAAAAUAACUUACAUUUGACACAUUAUUAAAAUGUAGUUANUUAUGGUGGAACAUUACGUAAUUUUAAAUCAUAAAUUUUAAGCUUAUAUGGCACCAGAACUUUUAGAAAGGAGAGAAUAUGAUGGAUCAAAAGUUGAUGUUUUUGCUCUUGGGCAAAUUUUAUUUUUAAUGAUGACUGGAUAUUUUGCAUUUUAAAAAUCGAAUCAUUUAAGUUAUAAAUUAAUUAAAGAGAAAAAUCAUUAAUAAUUUUGGUAAAAAAUGUAAAAUUAACUUAAUAGAGAAUUACCAGAUAAUUUUAAGUAUAUUUUAUGAUUUAAAAAUUUUUUUAGAGAUCUUAUUAAUAAAAUGUUUGAAUAUGAUUUUAAUCAAAGAAUAAGUUGUGAAGAAUGCUUAGAACAUCCAUUUUUAUAGGGUCCUAUAGCUAAUUUACAUGAAAUAUAAUAAUAAUUCAGAGCUGUCGAAGAUAGAAUAAAUUAAGAAAGAGACAUACAAAUUUAUAGGCAACGAGAAGAAAUUAAAAGGCAACGAGAAGAAAUUUAAAGACGACAAUAAAUUGAAAGGGAAAUGCAAGAAUAAAUGGGAAAUGAUAGUAGUACAUUUAAAUGA